CGGGACCGUAGUUUUCAGAGCCUGUCGCUUUCUGGACUACAUUUCCCAGAGGCCUCUAGGCCCACCUUUGCCCCCGCCGGAACUCGCUCAUACCUGAGGUGUGGGUGCGAUCUCCUGCUCUUGUUCGGCGAGCCUUGUGGGAGAGGGGCGCGGCCUGUUUGGACCUGAGCGGAGCGGACGGGAAGAGACAGAGCUCUGCCCUGCCUGGAUGGAGACAUCCAAAAGGAGAGAAGAACGGCUGUUGAACAUGCACAAGGCACCUGCCAGACUGUGAAUCAAGGUGUGUGGCCAAGAAAUUAUUUCUGAAAAAGGAGAUUUAUGGAAUAGAAUCAUCCCAAUGGGAGAUAAUGGAAAGACUUACAAAGCAAAACAUUGAGUGUUCAAGUUUCAGAGAUGAUUGGGAAUGUAAAAGCCAGUUUGUGAGAAAACAGGGAUCUCAGGAAGGACAUUUCAGUCAAAUGAUAUUUACUCCUGAAGACAUGCCCAGUUUCAGUCAUGAUCCAUCUUUAAUUGUACACCAAAAAUUUACAAGCGAAGAGCAAUCCUGUGAAUGUAAGAAGUGUGAGAAAUCCCUUAUAAAUGACUUUCAACUCCCUGCACAUCAGAGAAUUCAUAUUGGCAAGAAAUUCUAUGAAUGCAAGGAAUAUGAGAAUGCCCUUGGUAGGGACUUUUACCUUACUCAGCAUCAAAGAAUUAAUACUGAUGAGAAACCCCUCGAAUGUAAAGAAUGUGGGAAGGAUUUUAAUUUUGUAUCUGUCCUUAUUCGACAUCAGCGAAUUCAUACUGGUGAAAAACCAUAUGAGUGUAAAGAAUGUGGCAAGACCUUUGGUAGUGGUGCAAACCUUGCUUACCAUCAGAGAAUUCAUACUGGUGAGAAACCUUAUGAAUGUAAGGAAUGCGGGAAGGCCUUUGGUAGUGGCUCAAACCUUACUCAUCAUCAGAGAAUCCAUACUGGUGAGAAACCCUAUGAAUGUAAGGAAUGUGGGAAAGCCUUUAGUUUUGGAUCAGGCCUUAUUCGACAUCAGAUAAUUCACAGUGGGGAAAAGCCUUAUGAGUGUAAGGAGUGUGGGAAGUCCUUUAGUUUUGAAUCAGCCCUUACUCGGCAUCAGAGAAUUCACACAGGUGAGAAACCUUAUGAAUGUAAGGAUUGUGGGAAAUCCUUUGGCAGUGGUUCUAACCUUACUCAACACCAGAGGAUUCAUACUGGUGAGAAACCCUAUGAAUGUAAAGUAUGUGGAAUGACCUUUAGCAGUGGCUCAGCCCUUACUCGGCAUCAGAGAAUUCAUACUGGUGAGAAACCAUAUGUAUGUAAUGAAUGUAGAAAGGCCUUUAGUUUUGGAUCAGCUCUUACUCGACAUCAAAGAAUUCACACUGGUGAGAAACCGUAUGUAUGUAAGGAAUGUGGGAAGGCGUUUAAUAGCGGCUCAGACCUCAGCCAACAUCAGAGAAUUCACACUGGAGAGAAACCCUACGAGUGUAAAGAAUGUGAGAAAGCCUUUAGAAGUGGUUCAAAACUUAUUCAGCAUCAGAGAAUGCACACUGGUGAGAAACCUUAUGAAUGUAAAGAAUGUAGGAAGGCUUUUAGCAGUGGCUCAGACCUUACUCAACACCAGAGAAUUCAUACUGGUGAGAAACCUUAUGAAUGUAAGGAAUGUGGGAAGGCAUUUGGUAGUGGCUCAAAACUUAUUCAACACCAGAUAAUUCAUACUGGUGAAAAACCCUAUGAGUGUAAGGAAUGUGGAAAGUCUUUUAGUAGUGGCUCAGCACUUAAUCGGCACCAGAGAAUACACACUGGUGAGAAACCCUACAAAUGUAAGGAAUGUGGGAAGGCUUUUAGUAAUGGCUCAAAUCUUACUCAACAUCAGAGGAUUCAUACAGGUGAGAAACCCUAUGAAUGUAAGGAAUGUGGUAAACGUUUUGGAAGGAGUUCAGAUUUUAGGCAACAUACGAAAAGUCAUUUUGGUGAGCUCUGUGAGCUGGACAAUCUAUGAGUUGUAAUUACAUGGUUAACGGAGCACUUUGAACACUACAAAUGUAAUUAAAGAACAGAGUCUUCACUUAAGAUUGACAGCUCAGUCAGCCUCAGAGAAUUCAUGCAGGAAAAAAACAACCUACUCAGACUGAAUAAUAUCUGAAGACCUUUAUCUACAUUUUUUUCUUCAUUAACUUCAGAAAAUUGACACCUGUGAAUAGAAAAACUGAAAAAAAAUUACUAUAUUUUACCUUUAUUUUAAACAUUGAAAAAAUUAUUUGGCAGUUAACCGCUCCUUUUGUUAUUUUUUUAGUCUUCUUAAAUUCUUGUGCAUUAUGCUAAUCCAUCUCAAAAUUUUUUUGAGUUAUUUAUUGGAGGUCUAAAUUUACCUUUUUUCCCUUCCCCAGAUGAUCUCCUAACAUCAUUUAUUCAAUAACCUUUUUUUGUAUUGUUUUUUACUGUUUGAUGAUGUUAUAUUUUUAUUUAUAUAAACUUGAAUAUUAGAUCAGUCUUUGCCUUUUAAAUCCCUUUGUCAGUGUUUGUAUCUCUGUCUUAUCCUAUUUAAGCUAUUGUUCCUUUUUUAAUGUCUAAUAGAUCUAUACCUUUUGUUUUGGAAGAUUUUGUUAUUAUUUUCCUUUCAUACGUUCCUUUUUGAAAAACAAUUUUCUCCCAUGAAGAUGCAGAGAACAAUAACAAAAAAAAAUAGUUGUCUGUAAUCUUACCAAUCAUAGAUAAUUAUUGUCAAACUUUUAGAGCAAACUUAUUAAGGCUGUAUCUGUUGUUGUUUUAAAGAAAGUGUGAUUAUGUUAUACUAUGAUAAGCCUUAAAUAUUCUUUGUUAAAUAUAUUGUUACUAUUUUAUUUUCUUUAUGAUGUUCACCUGUCUCUAUCAAACCCUUAUUUUGUUAAGUUUUGAAAUUUUUGCCAUUAUAAACAGUUACCUUGAUGGCCCCUUUUUAAUUUGUGUUUGCAUUAUUUAUUUACUGUUCCUUUUAGAGGUAACGUGUGAUUAUCUUCUGCUUGAGAAAGGUUUAUACAUUCGGUACAGUUGCACCCCGUAUGACAUCAUCCCCCACCUCAGUUCCUUCCCCAAUGUUAACCAACUUACUAUCCUUCCAGAUCCUUGAAUAUGCAUAUGUAAGUAACUGUGGAAAUCCAUAAUAAUUUUUUAUGACUUUUAUACUUCUAUAUCUUCAUAAUGUAAGUAUGGUAAAGUGGACAUAAUUAGAGUAACUACUUGGGGCUUGUUGAAUUCUAUAAUUGUGCCUAUCACAUAGUAAAUGCUUGGUAAAUAUAAGCCAUCAUCAUUACUAUCAUCUUCUCAGUCUUUAUUCUUAUUGUUUAUGGAAAGACUUUUAACCACGAUCCACAUCUUACUCAACAUCAAAGACAUCAUAAUGGAUAAAGACAUUAAUGUAAAUGAAUAUAGGAAAGUAUGAUCCACAUUCGUUCCUUACCAAACAAGGAAUAAUUCACCCUAAAGAAAAAAGAUGAUACUGUAAAGUGUGAGAAGGCAAAUGCUGCAUCAUAAAAUUUAUACCAGAAUAGAAAAAAAGCCUCUCCAAGAAAAUUUGAAUACUAGUUUAGUACCCCACUACAUGAUUUUUUGGUUAAAAAUAAAAUAUAAUUUCUUUUUAAAUAGAUACCAGUGAGUACACUACAUAGCAAAACCUGUGAGGGUCUGACACAUCUACACAAGAAAAUUUAUAGCUUUAAAUUCAUUUAUAUGUUAGACUAUCAGAUUAUGAACAGAGAAACUAAGCAUAUAACCCAAGAAGUUAAAAAAGAAAUAACAAAAACCCCAAGAAUAAUGAAAGGUAAAAAAUAAAGGAAAAAUUAUUUAAGUAGAAAAAUGGAAAAAAUAACCUAAUUUAAUAAUCAAAACCUGCUUUUUAAAGAAAACAAAAAAUUAGUAUGGCAAUUCUGGUAAAGGAACAAAAGAAAUGAUGAACGUUACAAAUGAGAAAAGGCCCAUUAGGUUUAGAGAUUUUACAGAAUAUGUAUUACUAUUGCAUAUAAAUUUUUAAUAAUUAAUUUGAAAAUUAAAAUGAACAUUUUGGAAAACCCACUGCUCUCAAGUUGAUUCUGACUCACAGCGAUCCUAUAGGAUAGAGCAGGACUGCCCCAUAACGUUUCCAAGACUGUAAAUCUUUACCAAAGCAGAUUGCCACAUCUUUCUCCCACGGAGAGGCUGGUGGGUUUCAAUCACUGACCUUUCGGUUAGUAGCUGAGCACUUUAACCACUGUGCUACCAAGGCUUAAAAAGGGGGUAUAAAUCACCAGAACUGACACAGAACCAUAGAAAUAAGGAAUAUAAAGUACAUAAGGAAUAUAAAGCAAUAAUGCCUAUAUGCAGAACGGCUGGGGAAAAAAUUCCACUACCCGGAGUUAUAACCAGCCGCUGUUCUGCCCCGUAACCACAGUUAGAUCCCUUGAGGGAGAAUAUUCUGACUUACAAUCACAUUUUUCAUAGGAAAGAGGGACAAAAGAUUAAAACAACCAGCACUAAUUUAUUAUUUAAGAGCGUUGGAUAUUAUCCAAGUUAAAAAAAAAAAAAGACCAUGUGAUUGGGGUGAUUAAAAACAGGCUAAAGCACCUUAUUUCAUUGUAUCUAAGAUGGCACAUACUGUAAGAUGUACCAUUUUUUAUAUACUAAAAAUUAAAAGUCCUUUGUGUAAAUCUGUAAUACAUAAUUGAUUAUAAAUUGAAUGGCAUUUCCAGAGUUAUCGAAAUGUGGAAAAAGAAGUAUUUAUUUUAGAAUUGAAAUACAGUACUUUUUAUGUUUCUAAGAAAUCAUUCUUUUCUUUAGAUUUACAUAUUAUAGCUAUAGGAUAGCAUGGAAUUGACUUUCCAUGUUUAAUCUCUAUAUCUCUACUCAUAAUUUUGUUGAUUUUUAAACCAUUUUAUUCCUCUAAAUUGAUUUAAAGGAGACACAUUCAUUUUAAUUAUUGUUUCAAAAUAUCUGCACUUGAUUUUCUUUAUAAGUUCAGCUUUUUUUUUUCUCUUUUCUAGUUCACAAAUUCAUUUCAUUAUUAGUUUUCUUAUAUUUUUGACGUAUUAUGUCUAUUUUCUUUGGACGGAAUACAAAUACUUGGUCAAUGGACUUAAUCUCUUUUAAAUUGAAAUCGUUUAAGGCUACAAAAUUUCCUCUGAAUAUUGCCUUAUCUGUACCUCAUGUUUUUUUUUUUUUAACUUCUGGAUAAUUCUCAUUUUAAUGUAACUUAGUUUUGUAUUCGUUAGUUGCCUAAGACGGUGUUUUGCUAAAUUUUUAAAAACUUUUCCCAAAAUACUAUUUAACGUGGAAUUACAAUGUAUGUGACCUAUAGAAGCUUCAUUAAAGAGUUAAAAGUUUAAUAUAUUCUUUAUGGCCAGUUACAAGUUAGGUUUUGUGUUUUAUAACCAUUAGAUGUAAAAUGAUGUAUAUUCUCUGUAAUAUAGAAAAUUCUAUUGUAGUAUAAUAAGCUUGUUGACUCCAUUAUUUAAAUAGUCUCUGGGGUUUUCUGGUGAUUUUGUUUAUUUGAUUUUUUUAUUCUGAAAAAUGUGCAUAAAAUACCAAAGUGUAUUUUCUUCAGCAUCUCUUAUUAAUAUAGGAGUUUUUACUUUUUAUGCUGGUUUAUGUGGUGGUUGUGUGCUCUUAAGUUGAUUCUGACUCAUAGCAACCCUAUAUGACAGAAUAGAACUGCCCCAUAGGGUUCAUAGGCUAUAAUCUUUAUGGAAGCAGAUGCCCAGAUCUUUUCUCCCAUGGAGCUGCUGGAUGGCUUAUUUUUUACUGCAUAAAUUUAAUUUAUCAUUCAUAGUUUUUAUUAUGCAUAAUGAUAUUGAAUUUCACUUUUCCUGAUAUUAAUAUUGAAAAUUCCACUUUGACCUGUGCAGCAAACUCAUAUUAGCUUCUUCUAGGUGUAUUCUUGUAAAGAGCAUAUAGUUGUUUUUUUUUUUAAUCCAAUCUGACAAUCUCUAUUCUUCACACAAACACAUACACAUUUUUUGAAAACAAAAAUAUUUGUUUUUAUUCUUUUUGUUUUUAUAUGUGCUAUAUGUGGUUAAUGGAGCCCUGGUGGAGCAGUGGUUAAGAGCUCAGCUACUAACAAAAAGGUCAGCAGUUCAAAUCUACCAGACCAGCUGCUCCUUGGAAACUCUCUGGGGCAGUUUUAUUCUCUCCUAUAGGGUUGCUGGAAACCCUGGUGGCAUAGUGGUUAAGCACUACGGCUGCUAACCAGAAGGUCAGCAGUUUGAAUCCACCAGGUGCUCCUUGGAAACCCUGUGGGGCAGUUCUACUCUAUCCUACAGAGUCUCUAUGAAUCAGAAUCGACUAGACAGCAGAUUUGUUUUUGUUUUUGUUGCAGGGUUGCUAUGAGUCAGAAUUGACUCGAUGACAAUGGCUUUGGUUUUUAUAUGUGAUUAAUACUCCACGAAGUCAUCUAAAUGCCUUUCUGUGUUGCAAAGAGUGAAAAGAUAACUAAAUUUCCCAAACACUGUUGCAACUCUUUCCUACGUGAACACUCCUGUCUUGGUCAUCUAGUACCACUUUAACAGAAAUACCACAACUGGGUGGCUUUAACAAAGAGAAAUUAAUUUUCUCACAGUCUAGUAGGUUACAAGUCCAAAUUCAGGGCUUUGGCUCCAGGGGAAGGCUUUCUCUCUCUGUCGGCUCUGGAGGAAGGUCUUUGUCCUCAAUCUUCCCCUGGUUGAGGAGCUUCUCAGGCACAGGGACACCAUGUCCAAAGGACAUGCUCUGCUCCUGGUGCUGCUUUCUUGGUAGUAUGAGGUCCCCAAUUCUCUGCUUGCUUCUCUUUCCUUUUAUCUCUUGAAAGAUAAAAGGUGGUGCAGGCCACCCCAGGGAAACUCCCUUUACCUUGGAUCAAGGAGGUGACCUGAGUGAGGGUGGUGUUACAAUCCCACCCUAAUCCUCUUAACAUAAAAUUACAAUCACAAAGUGAAGGACAACCACACAAUACUGGGAAUCAUGGCUUAACCAAGUUGAUACACGCAUUUUUAGGGGGACAUAAUCCAAUCCGUGACAACUCCGAUGGUUUCUAUUCAUCUCCCUUAAAACAUAGAAGAUUUUUAAGACUCCAUCUUUGGAUCUCCUUUCUUUUCUUUUUAUACUUACUCCCUUGGCGAUCUCAUACAAAUGUAUUUUUUACCCUGAAUGUCACACUCAUAAUGAAAUAAAAGAGCUGAACAGAAGAUCUCAAAAAGUUCAAUAAGACAAAGUAAAGUGUUAUAAUAACAUGUGCAAAGACCUGGAGUUAGAAAACCAAAAGGGAAAAACACACUCAGCAUUUCUGAAGCUGAAAGAAUUGAAGAAAAAAAUCAAGCCUUGAGUUGCAAUAUUGAAGAAUUCUACAGGGAAAAUGUUGAACAAUGCAGGAAGCAUCAAAAGAAGAUGGAAAGAAUACACAGAGUCACUGUACCAAAAAGCAUUGGCUGAGGUUCAACCAUUUCAGGAGGUAGCGUAUGAUCAAGAAGCAAUUGUACUGAAGGAAGAAAUCCAACCUACACUGAAGAGAAUGGCAAAAAAACAAGGUUCCAGGAAUUGAUAGAAUACCAACUGAGAUGUUUCAACGAACAGAUGCAGUGCUGGAGGUGCUCACUUGGCUAUGUCAAGAAAUUUGGAAGUCAGCUUCCUGGUCAACUGAGUGGAAAAGAUCCAUAUUUGUGCCCAUUCCAAAGAAAAGUGACCCAAAAGAAUGCAGAAAUUACAAAAUAAUAUAAUUAAUAUCACACACAAGUAAAAUUUUGCUGAAGAUAAUUAAAAAAUGAUCACAUUAUUGCAGCACUGUUUACAAUAGCAAAAACGUGGAAGCAACCAAGGUGCCUGUCAACAGAUGAAUGGAUAAAUAAAUUAUGGUAUAUCCACACAAUGGAAUACUACACAUCAAUAAAGAACAGUGAGGAACCUGUGAAACAUUUCAUAACAUGGAGGAACCUGGAAGGUACUAUGCUGAGUGAAAUUAGUCAGUUGCAAAAGGACAAAUAUUGUAUAAGACCACUAUUAUAAGAACUUGAGAAAUAGUU
This is a messenger RNA of Loxodonta africana (African savanna elephant), 7989 nucleotides long. It is a transcript of the gene ZNF345, whose product is annotated as zinc finger protein 345. Lineage: Eukaryota; Metazoa; Chordata; Mammalia; Proboscidea; Elephantidae. Gene Ontology annotation, biological process: regulation of transcription by RNA polymerase II. The coding region runs from base 348 to 1991 and encodes 547 amino acids. The transcript is spliced from 3 exons. The record is from RefSeq and is a predicted model, not a curated record. Gene Ontology annotation, molecular function: RNA polymerase II cis-regulatory region sequence-specific DNA binding; DNA-binding transcription factor activity, RNA polymerase II-specific.